Molecule: messenger RNA, 1680 nt
Organism: Tinamus guttatus (white-throated tinamou)
Lineage: Eukaryota; Metazoa; Chordata; Aves; Tinamiformes; Tinamidae
Gene: ADORA2B
Product: adenosine A2b receptor
Biological process (GO): G protein-coupled adenosine receptor signaling pathway; vasodilation; adenylate cyclase-activating G protein-coupled receptor signaling pathway
Cellular component (GO): plasma membrane
Molecular function (GO): G protein-coupled adenosine receptor activity
Source: RefSeq, a predicted model, not a curated record
AUGAACGGCUCCAGCUCCCCGGCCUGGCCGCUCGCCAUGGACACUAUGAAAACCACCUACAUCGCGCUGGAGCUCAUCAUCGCCGUGCUCUCGAUCGCCGGCAACGUGCUGGUGUGCUGGGCCGUGGCCAUCAACAGCACCUUGAAGAACGCCACCAACUAUUUCCUGGUGUCCCUGGCCGUGGCCGACAUCGCCGUGGGUCUGCUCGCCAUCCCUUUUGCCAUCACCAUCAGCAUCGGCUUCCAGGCGGAUUUCCACAGCUGCCUCUUCUUCGCCUGCUUCGUGCUGGUGCUGACCCAAAGCUCCAUUUUCAGCUUGCUGGCAGUGGCCAUCGACAGGUACCUGGCUAUUAAGAUCCCCCUGAGGUAUAAUAGUCUGGUAACCGGGAAGCGGGCAAGAGGCCUCAUCGCUGUGCUGUGGGUCCUGUCCUUUGCAAUUGGACUGACUCCGCUUAUGGGCUGGAAUAAAGCCAUGAGUGGGUGUCCCAACGCCACCAACGAGACAGGGGCUGCCCCUGGGAAGGACCACCAUGGCUGCUUCAUCUCAUGCCUCUUUGAGAACGUGGUGACUAUGAGCUACAUGGUGUACUUCAACUUCUUUGGUUGUGUGCUGCUGCCACUCGUGAUCAUGCUUGGAAUCUACAUCAAGAUAUUCAUGGUCGCCUGCAAACAGCUGCAUCAGAUCGAACUGAUGGGCAACUCCAGGACCACACUACAGAAGGAGGUUCAUGCAGCCAAGUCUCUGGCCAUCAUCGUAGGACUUUUUGCUUUUUGUUGGCUGCCCCUGCAUAUCUUGAACUGCAUCUCUCUCUUCCAUGAGGACUUCUCCAGAUCCAAGCCUGAGUGGGUGAUGUACAUGGCCAUCAUCCUCUCCCACGCCAACUCUGUCAUCAAUCCCAUCAUCUACGCCUACAGGAUCAGGGACUUCCGCUACACAUUCCAUAAGAUCCUCUCCAAGAUCCUCUGUAAGGCAGAUGACCUCCCCAAGUGCUCCACUGACAACAACCAGCACCUGACUGUCUGCAGUACUAACUCUCCAGCAGCCUCUGUGACCAUAUGACCGUGCAUGUCCUGCUCCUGGGAUCUUGCAUUUGUCCCUGACACUACCCUUCCUUGUGCCUAUGUGAACCGCUGACUCCCAGAGGAGCGCUCAGAGAUGACCACUAUGCAGUUAUGCAGCUGUAUUUUUUAUUUUUUUAUUAACAUAGUGCCUCCUAGAGGAAUAACCUGACCGGGGAGACUGCGUGCAGCUCCCCUUCUACUGUAACCCAGGUUCCAUGAGUGCUGUUGAUCUUAUUGUAUUUCAUUUCCAGGUCAAACAUUGACUAUGGAAGACCCACCUGCUGGGGGGUGUUUCCCCAAUUGUGCUGCUCAUGUCAAGUCCUAGGAUCUUUAUUUUUAUUAUGAUUAUUUUUUUAUUCUUUUAAUUCACUUAGUAAUAAUUUUGUGUCUGUUUUUGAGUUGUUCUUUAAGUCCAUACUUGACAGCACUUUGGUAAUACCCUAAUUAUUCCAUCAAUUGUUUGAUGCAGCUAGUAUUCUCUGAUGGGAAAAAGUCUUACUUUGACCAAUUGCUGGUGUGAAACUGAAUCUGUGUUUCCAGGCUUGGAGGGAACUGAUCGUGCUAAUGGGAAAACAAGUUCAUUAACUGGCCAUGUAUUUUUGCCCCAGUACAGAAGCCC